Messenger RNA from Anneissia japonica, 1185 nucleotides. RefSeq names its product L-rhamnose-binding lectin CSL3-like. The coding region runs from base 74 to 1021 and encodes 315 amino acids. The transcript is spliced from 5 exons. The record is from RefSeq and is a predicted model, not a curated record. NCBI's taxonomy places the organism in Eukaryota, Metazoa, Echinodermata, Crinoidea, Comatulida, Comatulidae. Gene Ontology annotation, molecular function: carbohydrate binding.
UAAAAAGAAAUGUUCAUUUGCCAUCGUCAGACGAUUUGGAGAACACAUUCGAUUUCAUCGAUAAACAUUGAAUAUGGCUAUUAAACAACUUAUACUGUUCUGCUGCAUCGCAGUUACUGUUUAUGCAUCAUCACAAUAUUCUGUAGGAAAGGUGACAAAAUGCGAAGGACAGCAAAUCGAUAUUCGGUGCGGAAAUCAAGAAAUUAACAUUCUGUACGCCCGGUAUGGAUCACCAAGCUAUGGAGAUUGUGGAGCUAGCCACUAUUUUCCAUCAAACUGUGAAGCUGCGAAUUCGUUAGCAGUUGUACGCCAGAAGUGCCAAGGCAAGAAGAACUGCUGGGUUAAGGCUCAUAACGAUGUGUUCGGAGAUCCUUGUGUGGGUGUAAGGAAGUCAUUGACGAUCCAUUACACUUGCGUAGACUAUGAAAUAGUUGGAGCUUGUGAAGGAAAACAAAUCGAUAUUCGAUGUGGAUCUGGCAAAACGAUCAAUAUCCUUUACGCUAUCUAUGGCGCAAACUUUGGCAGCUUGUGCACCAACAGCUUUGACCCGUGGAACGCGGCAUGCUACGCCAGGAAUUCAUUCCAAGUGACGAGAAAUAAAUGCCAAGGAAAGCAGAACUGCUGGGUGAAGGCUCACAACGAUGUAUUCAAUAGGGUCUGUCGCGGCCGUCCUCAGCAUGCCCUUGACGUCCACUACAGAUGCGUCAGAGGACAACUUGCUUUCGCUUGUGAAAAUAAGCAAGUUGAUAUUCGAUGCCCAUCGGGUACUACUAUCAACAUCCUAUCAGCUUUCUACGGACGAAACAACCAACAAGGCUGCCGCAAUCCAAUCCAGCAGACUCGAUUUGGACUGAUCAUCAGGAGUCCGUGUAGUGCUACCAACGCACUGCAAGUCGCUAAGAAUGCCUGCAACGGAAAACAUAAUUGUUGGAUAAAAGCCCGUGAUAACGUAUUUAAUAUUCCUUGUCAAAACGGCCCUAAAAAACACCUAGAGGUAGAGUUCGAAUGUAGAAAACAUUAAAAUAAAUAUAAUGCAGCUAAAAACGCAACCACAGAGGUAUUCUAUACUGUACCUUUGGCUGCAGUGGCUAUUACGGCAAACCGUAUCACACAUAAACAUUAUGUAGUGAUGAAGGCCUAAGUUAACAACAAAUAAAGAGAGCAUUUUACUGUAUAUGUACUUGA